Molecule: messenger RNA, 1480 nt
Organism: Miniopterus natalensis
Lineage: Eukaryota; Metazoa; Chordata; Mammalia; Chiroptera; Miniopteridae
Gene: ZNF296
Product: zinc finger protein 296
Biological process (GO): regulation of transcription by RNA polymerase II; negative regulation of dendrite development
Cellular component (GO): nucleus
Molecular function (GO): DNA-binding transcription factor activity; RNA polymerase II cis-regulatory region sequence-specific DNA binding
Source: RefSeq, a predicted model, not a curated record
AUGUCCCGCCGUAAGGCCGGCUGCGCGCCCCGCCGAGUAGACCCCGCGCGCUCAGCCAGCUCAGACGACGAGACGGAGAUGCGGGACCUGGUCAUCGACGUGAAGCCCGAGCCAAAUACGUGGCCCCUACAGGCCCCGGGGCUGCAGCCCUAUUCUUCAAAGGAAGUGCCCGCGCCCGGGCGGUUCGAGGGCGAAACCCGCUACUCCCCCGGCCUGGUGCUCGCCGGCGGUUCCCUCCACGCCCUCGGCUCGCGGAACCAAUGGACUCCUUGGACUUCUCUGAUCGCGGAUCCUCACGACCGCCAGCCCUGGACCGACGAACACCCAGAUAUGUUGACCUGCGGCCGCUGCCUGCAGACCUUCCCGCUGAAGGCCAUCACUACUUUCAUGGACCAUAAGAAGCUGGGCUGUCAGCUCCACAGAGGCCCCAGCCCUUCCUCCGGCUCAGAACUUGAGAACCUAAAGAUCUUGGUUUGCCUCCGCUGUGGCCGACAAUUCACCAAGCCCUGGAAACUGCUGCGCCACGCCCAGUGGGACCAUGGACUGUCCAUCUACCAGACAGAACCUGAGGCCCCGGAGACCCCACUGCUGGGCCUGGCAGAAGUGGCCGCAGCCAUGUCAGCAGUGGUAGGACCAGAAGUGGAGGCCAAGGGCUCCAGGGUGAGUAGCCUCCCCCGGCGGAGCCCCACCUGCCCUGUGUGCAUGAAGACCCUCAGCUCCUUCAGCAACCUCAAGGUGCACAUGAGAUCACACACGGGCGAGCGGCCCUAUGCCUGCGACCAGUGUCCCUAUGCCUGUGCCCAGAGCAGCAAGCUCAACCGCCACAAGAAGACCCACCAGCAGCUGCAGCCUCAGAGCCCCUCCACGACUGAUGCCAGUCAGGAACAGGCCUCAGCCGCCCCUCCAGAGCCAGCUGCCCAUGCCGCUGCCCCAGCCAGCACCCUCCUGUGCAGCCGUGAAGGGGCUGGAGCCGCUGCCACGGCAGGUGUGCAGGAACCUGGGGCUCCGGGUGGUGGGGCUCAGGCCGGCCCUGGCGGGGACGGUUGGGGAGUUGCCAUCAAGGAAGAGAGAACCGACUCUGCUCAGAGUCCAGAGAAGUUGCCCAAGAAGACGUCAAAGUCAUCGGGCAAGAGCCAUGGGCCUGGGGGCAGCUGUGAGUUCUGCGGGAAGCAUUUCACCAACAGCAGCAACCUGACAGUGCACCGGCGCUCACACACGGGGGAGCGGCCCUACACCUGCGAGCUCUGCCCCUACGCCUGUGCCCAGAGCAGCAAGCUCAACCGCCACCGCCGCAUGCAUGGCCUGGGGCCCGGCGGUGCCCGCUUCGAGUGCCCCCACUGCCGUGUGCCCUUUGGCCUGCGUGCCACCCUGGACAAACACUUGCGGCAGAAGCAUCCCAAGGCAGGUGGGGAGGCCUGAGUGGCAGGAAUGCCCUCCCUCCCUGCUGUCCCUGGUACCACUGCCACCAUGUCUGCUAACC